GAUCCUUUAACUUGAAAGAAAAGUUUUAAAACCUUUAAACAACAUACAAUAGGCUUAAAGAAAGAAAUAACUCUGCUAAUACCUGAAUAGCACCAUGCUGAACCAUUAAAUUUGACAGUCUAAUGCUUUCGUUUGAUCAAGAACUAUAGCUUCAUCCUAUUCUUGCAGAAAUGAGCGGGAAGGCCCGAAACAUCAAGCCAUGUGUGGCUUGCAGCAAAACCAUGUAUGUGGCCUGCAAGACCUGCCCAAUAUGCAAGGCGAAACAGCCCUAUAAAGAUCGGCUUGUCAGAGAGAGAAAACUAUUUGUUGAACACGGAAAAGCAUAUAAGGCUCGGGUUAAAAAACACUGCAACAGCAGUCAUGUUAUGGACUCCAGCUUAAAAAUGUUGGACCGGCUUGCUGCACUGGGCUACUUUCCUCUGCUGCUUUUAGGGAAGAAAAACAAAAGAAGCUACACAGCCCAAGUGUUCGGCAGCAUGCAGAUGCAGCUGGAUCCAUCCUUACAAGAGGACUUGCAGUCUGUCUAUGCCAAAAUCCUAAAAUUGCACUUUAAAAGGUUUCCCCAGCCAACUGAAAAUGGAACCCAAAGUGGUGAUGGAGUAGGGAUGGAGGGGGAGCAGGGAAUGGUUCCUGAAGAAGGAGCAGACAUAGAGUUUGUGGUGCCUGACAUCCCGUAUGAGGACGGGAAUUACGAUGUAGUGGGACAGGAUGACCAAGGAACCCAAAGUGGUGAUGGAGUAGGGAUGGAGAGGGAGCAGGGAAUGGUUCCUGAAGAAGGAGCAGGAACCCAAAGCAGUGAUGUGGUAGGGAUGGAGAGGGAGCAGGAAGGGAGAAAGGAAAACAAGGAUGAAAAGAUGGUGAAAAGUAGGAGAAAAAGAAAACAUCAGACAGGUAUGUCUUCAGGAUCAGUCAAUGAUCUUAAGAUCAUAUCUAAAUAAUCUACAUGUUUUGGUGUCAUAUGUCUUAUUUGUAUAGGCAUACAAUUUGCAAUUUUAUGAAAAGACAACUCCCAAAUUGACUUCAUAUCCAGAGUGCACUGCAGCGCUAGACCCUCUGA
This is a messenger RNA of Gadus chalcogrammus (walleye pollock), 1057 nucleotides long. RefSeq lists its product as uncharacterized. Lineage: Eukaryota; Metazoa; Chordata; Actinopteri; Gadiformes; Gadidae. The record is from RefSeq and is a predicted model, not a curated record. The transcript has 7 exons. The coding region runs from base 171 to 938 and encodes 255 amino acids.